AUGGGAAAGCUCGUCUUCGGCCGCUUCUUCCCGUUCAAAACGCCGCUCUGCUCGCUCUACGAUAAUCAGAUACAAGAUGCCAGCCUACGCUUCCACCCAGCCGACGCUUUUGACGCGAUGAAGCGACAGGGCAAGAAGAUUGGGCUCUGGAUUGAUUUGACCAAGACGGAUCGUUACUAUUUCAAAGACGAGGCCGAACAAGACGGGUGUAAAUAUCGAAAGAUGGCCCUCGCCGGUCACAAAGCCACGCCAACCCAGGAAGAAGUUGAUCGGUUUAUUCGAUUGACAAAAGGAUUCUUGGCGGAUAAUCCAGACGCUGUGGUGGGCAUCCACUGUACGCACGGCUUCAACCGUACCGGCUUCCUGAUCUGCGCCUAUCUUUGCGAGGUGGAGAGCUGGGCCCCCGACAUGGCGAUCCACGCGUUUUUGAAUGGACGACCGACAGGCAUCUACAAACAGGAUUACAUCGACGAUCUGAUCUCGCGGUAUGGCGAUCCGGAAGAGCGGCUUCAAGCUCCGGACCGGCCCGCCUGGGAAUAUAACGACUCGACGACGAUGGUGGACGCGAUUGAGGCUUCAGCAAGCACCUCGCACACUAAUGGAAAUGAUGGAGACGAGCCAGCGCCCCCUCCGGCCGUCAAGGUCAAGCAGUUCAUGGACGGACAAGUGCCCGGCGUCUCAUUGCUUACAGAUCCGAUCAAGAGGGGCAUGUUACAAGCAAAGAUCAAAGAGCUGUGCGGAUACCGAAGCGACGGCUUUCCGGGCUCGCAACCAGUGUCGCUGGCCCGAUCACCGCCGGAAAACGACAAUCUAAAGAAUUUGGCGCUGCGGCCGUACGUUGUCUCCUGGAAAGCCGACGGAAUGAGAUAUAUGGUCUACAUUCGGGACGAGGACGAGAUCUUUGCGUUUGAUCGUGAUAACGACGUAUUUGAAUUGCCGCGUUUAAAAUUUCCGCAUCGCAAAGAGCCACGUCACGUCCAGAAUACUCUCGUCGAUUGCGAAGUCAUUAUCGAUAAGGUAAAAGACCAAAACGGCGUCGAGCAAGAGAUUCCUCGGCUGCUGAUCUACGACAUCAUACAUUUCGAGAACUUCUCAAUACGCAAGAUGAUGUAUGAUCAGAGGAAAGAAUGCAUCAAACGCGAGCUGAUCGAACCGAGGACCCACGCUUUUCACAAAGGCACACUACGAAAACAAGACGAGCUGAUGUCGGUGCGCCUGAAGGAAUUUUGGGAAAUUUGCAGCUUGCCAAAAUUCUUCGAGGACAAAUUCGUCAAGAACGUCGGGCACGAGAUCGACGGGCUGAUUUUCCAGCCGUGCGAUGAGGAAUACAAAUCCGGCCGCCAGGACUCGGUGCUCAAAUGGAAACCGCCAUCCCACAAUUCCAUAGAUUUCCUGCUGAGGAUUACAAGGGUGGUGAAGCCAGGCGAGUUAGCAAGACACGACGGUCUACUAUACGUCCAGAACUCGUCGGCCCCAUUUGCGGUGAUGAAGGCGACGAAAGCCCUACUGCCAUAUGAUGGCAAAAUUAUCGAAUGUCGUGUCAACGAGGGCAACCAAUGGGAAUUUAUGAGGGAGCGAACGGACAAAUCUCUUCCCAACUCGUUCCGGACGGCCACCGCCGUCGCGAACAGCAUGUGCUUCCCGGUCACGCAGGAAAUGCUGUGCAAAUUCUGCACGGAACGCGGCUACAAACGACGCAGCGUCCCCGCGAACGGCGAGCCACCUAGGAAACGCCCAGCU
This is a messenger RNA of Mesorhabditis spiculigera, 1740 nucleotides long. The record is from the annotation of a GenBank genome assembly. Lineage: Eukaryota; Metazoa; Nematoda; Chromadorea; Rhabditida; Rhabditidae.